Exaiptasia diaphana is the source of this 911-nucleotide messenger RNA. Its product is annotated as SUMO-conjugating enzyme UBC9-A. The coding region runs from base 23 to 553 and encodes 176 amino acids. Gene Ontology annotation, cellular component: nucleus. The record is from RefSeq and is a predicted model, not a curated record. Gene Ontology annotation, biological process: protein sumoylation. Lineage: Eukaryota; Metazoa; Cnidaria; Anthozoa; Actiniaria; Aiptasiidae. Gene Ontology annotation, molecular function: SUMO conjugating enzyme activity. The transcript has 7 exons.
UGAUUGCGGGCUCAAAUACUUCAUGCUCAAAAUGGCGGCUAAAGUUGAUCCAGUUGAAAGACUGAAGGAAGAACACAAAGCAUGGAAGUGCUUUCAUCCCAAGGAUUUUAUUGCAAAUCCUUUAAAAAGAGAGGAUGGUACAAUAAACUGGCUCGUUUGGAAAUGCGCUAUUCCUGGACCAGCCAAGACACCAUGGGAAGGAGGGCUUUUCCCUCUAAGAUUGGAAUUCCCACAAGACUAUCCCUUUUCCCCACCUAAAUGUAUCUUCACUCCAAGCAUUCUUCAUCCUAAUGUAUUCCCAUCAGGUACUGUUUGUUUGUCGUUGAUAGACAAAAACAAGGAUUGGAAACCACAAGUCACUAUGAAACAAGUUCUUCAAGGAAUCCAGUUGUUGUUACAGGAUCCAAACUUUCUUGAACCAGCACAAGCAGAAGCAUUCAUGAUACACAGUCAAAGUAGUCUUGAUUAUGAAAACAAAGUAAAAGCCUUUGCCAAGCAAAUGGACCCUGCCACAAGUACAGUAUUGCGUGACAUUAACACUGUCAGUACAUGAUACAAGACCUAUUAUGUGACAUUGGWAGAAUGUGUGACAUUUUUAUUAGAUGACCUGAUAUGAGAUGUGCCAAUCGUUCAUUCACUAUAUAAUUAUUUUAUUAUUAUUUUUGUGAAUACAAGGUAAUGAUUGGUAAGUUUGUAAUAAAAGUAUAUGAAUUACGCAAUUAAUAUUACCUGGAAAUCAGUUCAUGUUUAAAGUGUCAACUACAGUUAGCUUCAUUAAGUUAUUUAUGAAAUAACUGACGUUUCUGCUAUUUUUGACUUAACAUUUUCUUUAUUUGAACAUCAACUUGUAUGUAUCAGGACUAAAAUAUCAAUUCUUGCUAGAAAUAGAUUAAAAGAUGUAUCAAUUCUAA